This is a messenger RNA of Uncinocarpus reesii 1704, 1440 nucleotides long. RefSeq lists its product as uncharacterized. NCBI's taxonomy places the organism in Eukaryota, Fungi, Ascomycota, Eurotiomycetes, Onygenales, Onygenaceae. The record is from RefSeq and is a predicted model, not a curated record. Gene Ontology annotation, cellular component: cytoplasm; nucleus. The coding region runs from base 1 to 1440 and encodes 479 amino acids. Gene Ontology annotation, molecular function: zinc ion binding. The transcript is spliced from 2 exons.
AUGGCAAGCAGUGAAGACGUCGACAAAUCGUUGCGGACCCAGCAAGAAAGCUCUGCACAGCAUCUUGCAGUCAAAAUAGAGGAAAGGCCGAUUGAAAACCCUGGGGAGAAGGAAGAUGCCGAAGCUGAAGAUGACGUUGGACCAAUGCAAUUGGAAAGCCUAUGUAUGAAUUGCCAUGAAAAUGGUGUCACUAAAAUCCUCCUACUCCGUAUUCCCUUUUUCCGAGACGUGCUUCUAGAAUCGUUUGAAUGCCCCCAUUGCUUCUUCAAAAAUAAUUCUAUCAAGGCAGCCGGCCAGAUACAGGAGCAAGGAGCCAAGUACACGUUGGAGGUCGAAAGCCCAGGAGAUCUGGAGCGACAAGUCAUCAAAAGUGAUUCGGCCAUCUUCCGUUUGGAUACUCUAGGAAUAGAAAUGCCCAAGGGUGAGGGCCAACUCACAAAUGUUGAAGGAAUACUAUCAAAAAUUCUUGAACAAUUGGAAAGCGAUCAGCCUGCAAGAAAGACGGUAAACCCAGAACUUUAUCAAUCUUUAGAAACCAUAAUCCAAAAACUGAAGAAAAUACUGAACCGCGAAUCAUUCCCCUUCUCGAUAUCGCUGGAUGACCCAUCGGGCAAUUCUUGGAUCGCACCAGCACCGCAUGACGAAGGGAACAAAUAUCAACGCAAGGAUUAUGCCCGGACCCGGGAACAGAACGAAGAACUUGGGCUUGCGGCGGAGCAAGAAAGCGGGAACAUGAAGGUGGCCGCGGGAGAUCCGAAAGACCUUGAUAUUGUCGAUGGUGUGGUAUACAGUCUCCCUGCCGAGUGCCCUGGUUGCACGAAACAAAGCACGGUCAACAUGCAGAAAGUAGAUAUCCCCCAUUUCAAAGAAGUAUUCAUUUGGAGCACGGUAUGCGAUCAUUGCGGCUAUCGCACAAACGAAGUGAAAACCGGUGGCGCUGUUCCCGAAAAGGGUAGACGUAUUCGGCUACAAGUCGAAAGUGUGGAGGAUCUCUCUCGUGACAUUCUCAAGUCAGAUACUUGUGCUGUUUCGAGUGACGAAUUGGACCUUUCCGUGCAGCCUGGCACGCUUGGUGGCCGGUUUACCACGGUCGAGGGCCUUUUAACUCAGGUGCGGGAUCAGCUCCAUGGCCAGAUAUUUGAAAUCGGUGACGAAGACCUGGCCCCCGGCGACUCGAUGGCCACAGAGGAGAAAGCCACGUGGGAACGAUUUUUCAGCAAACUGGACGCAGCCAUCAAAGGAGAGAUGAAAUUCAAGAUAGUGUUGGAAGAUCCUUUAGCCAACAGCUAUGUCCAGAAUCUUCAUACUCCCAACCCCGAUCUUCAACUGCAUAUUGAAGACUACACCCGAACAGACGAAGAGGAGGAUGAACUGGGAUUGAAAGAUAUGAAAACUGAAGGCUAUGAACAAGACGCUACGGCAGUCGGCGAGGAAUCAUAG